UUUUAAUGCACAUAUGUGAUAUCAUGUUCUUGAGACUACACUUCAGGCUCUCAUGUUCUUGCUUUUCUUCUUGUGUUGAUGUUGAAAAUGCAAUUCUCACAGUGGAUAGAGCAAGCUUCUGAACCCAACAAGGAAGCAGUUAUUAAAGCAUUGCUAGGUGCAAAAGAAGCUAUGCUUGGGAUUAGAUAUCAUAUGCGCCUAAUGGGUGAGGCUGCAGGUGUUCCUAUUGAACCAAAAUCACAAACAAAACUUUUAGAUGCUACACUAAACUUGGAAGGAGUGUUGUUGGCUGGAGUUCCAGGAGUAGGAGGAUUUGAUGCUGUCUUUGCUGUUACUUUGGGAGAUUCAAGCAGCAAUGUGACAAAAACAUGGAGCUCACUCAAUGUUCUUGCCCUUCUGGUUAAAGAAGAUCCUUGUGGCGUUUCUUUAGAAAGUGCUGACCCUAGAACAAAUGAAAUCACUUAAGCUGUAUCUUCAAUUCAUAUUGAAUAA
Molecule: messenger RNA, 492 nt
Organism: Arachis ipaensis
Lineage: Eukaryota; Viridiplantae; Streptophyta; Magnoliopsida; Fabales; Fabaceae
Product: phosphomevalonate kinase, peroxisomal-like
Biological process (GO): isopentenyl diphosphate biosynthetic process, mevalonate pathway
Cellular component (GO): peroxisome
Molecular function (GO): phosphomevalonate kinase activity
Source: RefSeq, a predicted model, not a curated record